This is a messenger RNA of Enterobius vermicularis (human pinworm), 1971 nucleotides long. The record is from the annotation of a GenBank genome assembly. NCBI's taxonomy places the organism in Eukaryota, Metazoa, Nematoda, Chromadorea, Rhabditida, Oxyuridae.
AUGCUUGGGUACGCUGACGUCAAAGAUGCCCUUUGCGAGUUGACAAAGGAAUGUGGAGUUUUAUGGGAGGAGAACAAAGACAUGCAGGGCCGAUUUGUGAACGAUCUUACUGAGCUGCAGAGGAUGCAGCUUGCGAUACACCGGCUCGAACGAGAUAACAAGGGGGACAAGUUAGUACAAAUACGAGCGUCAAUGCAAGAAUUGCAAAGUAGAGCGAGCAAAUUAUACGAGUCUCUGACAGAAAAACGGUAUCUUUUAGUACAGAAGUUAACGGAAGGGGUUCAGAAUGUGGCAGUGUUACAAAACCAGUUAAUCAGUGAACAAUUUGAAUUAUUAGCAGAACAGAAUUGGCAGUUGAGAACGUUUACUUCCUGGCAACUGGAUUUACUACGUAGAGGUCCUCAGUUAACUGAUAAUGUGGCUCAACUACACAUAACGCGACUUAGUGCUGUGCUCGACAAUAUGACAAAAUUAUUAUGCAUGUUGGUGUCCCAGAGUUUUGUUGUAACUCUCCAACCUGAGCCAGUUUUGAAAACUCAGCACAAGUUUGUUGCGGAGGUUCGGUUAUUAAUUGGCGAUAAACUUGGAAUCAGGCAACACCUUGUUAAUACAAAUGUCACUGUAAAAAUUAUUGCUGAAGAAGAGGCUCGGAUGCUUAGUAUUGCCCAGAUUUCUGAGAAAGAAAUAAAAACUGUUGGAUCAAUCAGCAAUGACUUUGAGAAGUUGACAAUGGACGACAAAAAUCACAUGGCUGCUAAAUUUAUGAACUCGAAGUUAACUAGAAUUGCCCAUCGGAAACCACCUUCAAAGAUGACUCAAGUAGAUACAAAAGGUGCAUCUACCACUUCACAGACCGCAACAGAUCAGAAAUAUGCUCUUCUUUUCCACAUCAGUCCUUUCCAGUUGGGCAAUCUUGGGAAGUUUGAUGUGUGGACUUUAUCACUACCUUUAAUGGUGACUGUUCACGGCAGUCAAGACUGUGAUGCGCAAGGAUCAAUUUUAUGGCAAAGAGCAUUUUCAAGUGUCAAUCGAACAGCAACAUCUGCCGACAUCAAUGCUGUUGCCUGGUCGGAACUUGCUGAAAUUUUGCGUCAUAAGUUCGCUUUAUUUACUGGUGCUCGGAGGGAGAUUAGCGAUGCUGAUCUAAAUUAUAUGGCAGAAAAACUAAUUGUCACUUGGAAUAUUGAUAAUAAACCCAUAACGUUUCAUCGAUUUGCAAAGCAGAAUUUGCGAGAUGACGUCAACUUUUCAUUUUGGGAAUGGUUGUUUGCAAUCAUGCAAUUGAUUAAACAGAAACUUUUAAAAUUUUGGGACGAAGGUUGGCUUAUUGGAUUUAUCAGUAAACAAGACGCAUCAACACAAAUGAUUAGCGCUCCACAUCCAACUUUCCUAUUACGGUUUAGUGACACUCAAACUGGCGCAGUCAGUAUUGGUUUUGUUUGUGAAGAUGACGGCAAUAGAGUUCCAUUUCAUCUUUCACCAUUUUCGAUUAAAGAUCUCGACCAGCUCUCACUAGCUCAGCGCAUUGCAUCGUGUCCUCAGUUGAAGGAAAUUAAGUAUGAAGAGAUGUUGCGGCAUUUUGAUACUGAGGAACGGCAGAGGUCAAGUUCCCCAACAGGCUAUAUUCAGUCUGAAAUUGUGAUGGUAGCAAAGACGGGGUGUGAUCUUUGCAGAAAGGCUCCAGUUUCAUGUCCCAUUGGAGGAAGCCCAUCUUCUGCGUCUACGCAAAGCAAAUUAGAUUGGUCUCCAGGAGAGGUUAUGCAUAGAUCGAACUCUAUGGAAAUCUUCAAUAAUGAGGAAUUAAUGUCAACAUUGUCAAGCAACGGUUUGGAUAACAGUGUGGAGGCCUUGCUAGGGCCUGGUUUUCGCCCACAGUUACCGAGUCAGCCUUUGCAAACUUAUGACCUCUCGUUUAUUGACAGUAGCACAACGAAUCAGUUCCACGUCAGCGCUAAUAACAUGGAAGAGUAA